This is a messenger RNA of Aspergillus affinis, 1626 nucleotides long. Its product is annotated as glucose-methanol-choline (gmc) oxidoreductase. The coding region runs from base 1 to 1626 and encodes 541 amino acids. The record is from RefSeq and is a predicted model, not a curated record. Lineage: Eukaryota; Fungi; Ascomycota; Eurotiomycetes; Eurotiales; Aspergillaceae. The transcript has 4 exons. Gene Ontology annotation, molecular function: oxidoreductase activity, acting on CH-OH group of donors; flavin adenine dinucleotide binding.
AUGUUUCUGGUGGGAAUGAGCGUCGUGGCGGUCAUGAUAUGGCGGCUGGUCAUAACGCUGCACCCUGAGACCAGAUCGGACUUUAUCUACGGACUCGGGCGCAUUGCGCUUACCAGUUUCCUGGAGUUGUGGAUCGGCAUCAUCGUGGUCUCUUUGCCUACCUUGGCGCCUUUGUUCAAACGCUACAUUACGCCAAUUAUAUCACGGAGACCGCCGAGUCCGGCACACGUCCGGCUCCGCGAAGCGCAGCAUACGAUUUGGAGUAUCCACGUCAAGCAUCGUGUGGAUUCUAUGCUCGAUUCGGCGCGGGGGGAGAGCGUGGAGAGCGAGCAGGGAUACUCUGGCCAAGUGACGCCUUAUGGGGACUCGGAUAGGGCGGAUGGGGACAGAAAAUUAUUGCAGAAAAUGGAAGAGGCUGGUCAUUCUCGAAUCGCCGACUACAUCAUCGUCGGCGGCGGCACGGCCGCUCUAGUCGUUGCCUGUCGGCUCUCAGAAAACCCCGAUACGCGCAUCAUUGUCCUGGAGCGAGGCAAAGAUGAAUCCAAUGAUGCUUGCGUCAAGAAUCCCCUGGCGUACGAGUCUCUGACGGGAAGUGAGAUGGAUUGGAACCUCAAGAUGGCGCCUCAGGCCGGACUGAACAAUCGCGAAUUCCACCAAUCUGCGGGAAAGGCUCUGUCUGGGCGGGUCGUCCAUGAUCAAUGGCUGUAUCUUCCUUCCCCGGGCUGCAGCGGGACUCGAUGCCUGGGAUUCACUGGGCAUUCCGGGCUGGAAUUAGGAAACGCUGGCACCCUAUUUCCACAAGGCAUACACCUUGCAUCCGAGCAACAAGGAGUCCCGGCCUACUACAGGUCCCAUCCAAACGCUUGGAAGCGAGCGUUCGAGGAGAGCGGCUAUCAUUACACCAGCGAUCUCGUUCCUGAAGGGACAACCAUAGGCACGCGGCCAUACACUGCGACGAUCGACCCGCAGUCAGGAAAUCGGAGCAGUGCAGCUAGCGGAUACGGCGCCAUACUUGCUUCUCGCGCUAAUGUGGAAAUCUUCACGCGCGCAAACGUGACUCGAAUCUGGUUCGACUCUGCUAUCCCCAACCGUAACCCAACUGCAACUGGAGUGGAGGUGCAAACAGAAGCCCAGGGGACCAUCAUCUUCAAACCCACCAAGGAGGUCAUCAUGGCCGCGGGGGUUUUCAACAAUCCCAAGAUCCUCGAAUUGUCUGGGAUCGGGGACACAGAUCGACUCCAGGAGCUCCGCAUUCCACCACUCGUCCAUCUGCCCGGGGUGGGAGAGAACUUGUCCAACCAUGCCAUGAGUAUUCUGACCGCCCCUUUGAGGGACCACCUGGACAUCAAGGGCAUUUCACCCGGCAUGAAAGCAAACGCCUUCAUCCGCCUAAGUCCCCCAGACGUGCAAGAGAUUCUCGCUCGCUCCCGCGAGGGCAACGAUCACACUUCUAUUUCAGGGAUCCUGGCUGGCCCGAACGAGGCGUCCGCAUGCAUUCACUUUGCCAUCUAUCCCGGCAAUGUAGCCGUCGUGGGCGUCUAUCCAUCCUAUUCUUUCUCCCGGGGCAGCUCUCAUCUCCAGUCGACGGACCCGACCGACGCCCCCAGGAUCGAUCCAAAGUUCUGA